AUGUUUGAAUUUUGUAAAUGUUUUAUUUGUAAAGCUGAAAAUUCAGAAUUAAGAGAGGAUUUAGAAUACUUUGAUGAUAAUAAUAAUCUUUUAAAAGAAAGAAAUGAUGAUCAAGAUAAUUUUAUGGAUGAAAUGGAUGAAACACAAAAAUAUUAUUACAAUAAUUAUGAUUUUAAUGAUUCAAGUAAUGCAAAUGUUUAUUUAAAUGAUGCUAAGGAUGAUGAUAAUUCAAACAAUUUAAGUGAUGCAAGUGUUUAUAUAAAUGAUACAAAGGAUUAUGAUAAUUCAAAUGAUUCAAGUGAUAUAAAUUAUGAUAAUAAUUCAAAUGUUUCAAGUGACGCAAGUGAUACUGAGUUUGAUAAAUUAUAA
Messenger RNA from Funneliformis mosseae, 369 nucleotides. The record is from the annotation of a GenBank genome assembly. NCBI's taxonomy places the organism in Eukaryota, Fungi, Glomeromycota, Glomeromycetes, Glomerales, Glomeraceae.